AUGCUGGCGGACGACUGGACAACCCUGCGCGAUGUCCAAUACCGCAAGAUUCACCUUUACGACCUGGACUGGGCAGAGGACGAGGACCGGCACCUGGACCGGUGUCUGGUCGCCGUUGCCAAGUACGGAGGGGCGGUGGCCAUGGUGCGCGAUGAAACCAAGCUCCUUAAGAUGUCUGCCAAGGACUCUAUCGUCCCUACCCUUCGGGUGUGCAACUGCGCCGGGGGCACAAUUUCCGAGACGAUUCUGGACAAAGCCGUGCAGGCACCGGGAACGGCUUCGGAGCGAGGCCGGCUGCUGACGAUGGGGUGGACGGACGGCGAGAUGCUGGUCAUGGUCCGAGAGAGGGGGGGGGUCGAGGUCCGCGACAUCAUGGGGGAGUUGUCCAAGACUCUGGAGCUGGUGGACGACUCCUCGAGGCGUUCUUCGGAGCCCGACAGGGUGGCGGCCUGCGAGGUGUGGGGUGACGGGGUGGUGGCGCUCAUGGGGAGCGGAAAGGUCAAGGCGGUGUCCGGCAUACACUCCUCUGAGCCAAGGCACUUCAGCAUGGCUGCCGGGUUGGGAGCUAACGCGGCUCCCCUGACUGCCAUGGCCGUACUCGAGCCACAGUUUACGGCGUCCGGCGCUUUGGAGGUGGUGCUGGCUACUGAAGACGGCAACGUGCUAGGUGCGACACGAGUGGUCUGUCUCCCCUUGCUUACCCCGGCCUUUGCCCUUGCCGUCCACCCGUAG
Ectocarpus siliculosus is the source of this 732-nucleotide messenger RNA. NCBI's taxonomy places the organism in Eukaryota, Phaeophyceae, Ectocarpales, Ectocarpaceae. The record is from the annotation of a GenBank genome assembly.